This is a messenger RNA of Nasonia vitripennis (jewel wasp), 3085 nucleotides long. It is a transcript of the gene ndl, whose product is annotated as serine protease nudel-like. The transcript is spliced from 12 exons. Lineage: Eukaryota; Metazoa; Arthropoda; Insecta; Hymenoptera; Pteromalidae. Gene Ontology annotation, molecular function: protein binding; serine-type endopeptidase activity. The record is from RefSeq and is a predicted model, not a curated record. Bases 89 to 2488 code for a protein of 799 amino acids. Gene Ontology annotation, biological process: proteolysis.
GACAUUCGAAUAUCAGUGAUCUACUAUCGUCAGUGCGAGUUUGACAACGAACGUGACAAAUUUAAUUGCCUCAUAAAAUUUUUCGAAAAUGUUCUACCAACUAAAAGUUUUCUUCAUAACUCUGAUUGUUGUCGUUUGCUGUUUCUGUUUAUUUGCUACGAUGACUUUUCAUUACUUCGAAUUGGGUGAAAAUUCAAUCCGAACAGUAAAACAAGAUGGCACGCAUGCGAAGCGAAAUUCACACGUGGAUAAUCCUAUUCCGAUUCACCAGGCCUAUUCAUCGGUUUCUUUUGUUGGCCGCGUAAAACGCCAGGCAAAAGAGAGCUUGGAAAAAAUUUCAAUUCCCGCUACGGAAAUUACAAAAAGUAGUCAACAGAUACUAUUCACUCCCCCGCUUUAUGGCGUUCCAGAGUCUAUAAAUUCCUAUCAGAUGACGGGUCAGCAGCAAUUCGCGCUACCGCAUUACGGGCCUCUCCCGGACGACGCAGUAUCCUCUGUUCCUGCAUUUUCGCAAUUCCUGCAGCAGUCGCAGCAACAGCAGCCGAUAAUGCAUUUACAGAUAGGCACGGACAACCAGAUGAUGCGGCCCGUGUGUUUCAUGAGUCAGGGAAAUCCGCCUUACCCCAACGCUCAGCCUUUUUAUUGCACCUACAUUCCGAUGCCGCCGACCUAUCAGUUUCCUGUAGUGCCUGGAAUCACCAAUUUCAAUCAAGCUAUCCUCGGGUCUAGUAAAGGAAAUAGCGAGCAGGAUGAUCUUGUGAGAGCCCAGUUCGCCAAUCCCUUCGAGCACUUGUUCAAAGAGUACAUUCGAGAGUGCCCAGUUAGUUUUUAUCGCUGCAACGACGGCUCGAAAUGCAUUUCAAAGCUGCAAUGGUGCGACAGUCGCGUCGAUUGUGAGGACGCGAGUGACGAAACUAAAUGUUCGUGUCGAGAGCGCAUCGGCAGAGAACGGCUGUGUGACAAUUACCAGGACUGCCCUCAUGGAGAAGAUGAACUUGGCUGUUUUGGCUGUCCAAAGAGCUCGUUUAGCUGCAAUGACUCGUCCAGCUCGUUAUACAACAAAGGCAUCAGCUGCAUCUCGCAGGAGCAACGCUGCGACGGAAUCAGACAAUGCGCCAAUGGUAAAGAUGAAGAACUUUGCACCAUCUUGACUGAGUCGUACACCGGCGGAAACGAGAUGUAUCCAGUGGGUUACGAUGUUGGAUUUCUGCGCAAAAACUUACGAGGCAUUUGGUAUCCAGUAUGUGGUCACGCGUAUACAUGGGCUAAAGAGGCUUGCACUGCUGAACUUGGAUUAAUAAGCGAAGACCCGCAGAUAGAAAUGGUGGUGAUGCCCAAUCAGCGCGAGAUAGGUCCCUUUUUGAUGCAAGACGGCUACCUCGGCAAAGUCAUCCCCGAGUGUCCCACCGAGAUCACCUACGUCCGCUGUCCGGGACCUUCGAGCGACGCGAAUGUCGUGCGACCCUGGUCCAACGACGACGAAGUCUACCUGUCGUCGAGCAGAAAAGCCGGUGGCAAUUUCACAGCCGGGUCCGAUCCGAUAGUCAGCAUCGUUGGCGGCCACAACAGCUCGCCUGGUGCCUGGCCUUACAUCGUUGCAAUCAAUAAAAACGGCCGCUUUCAUUGCGGUGGCGCCGUGCUGAGCGAAUGGUGGGUGCUCAGCGCGGCCCAUUGUUUAACCGACGCCAGGAAUCAUUACUACGAGAUCGAGGCGGGAAUGCUGCGACGUUUUUCGUACUCCCCGGCUCAACAGAUCAGACGAAUCGACGGGGUGAUAAUUCAUCCGAAAUACGAUUCCACGACCCUAAAGAACGACAUUGGUUUGGGGCUUCUCAACGAGCGGCUAUACUUCAACAGUUGGGUGAGACCCGUUCGUCUUCCACAGUUGGACGGUCAGAUUUUUGGUUGGAGACAAGAGCCCGUUUCGGGAACCAUCUGCGUAGCAGUAGGCUGGGGUUCGAUGGAAGAAGGAGGAGCCGAUCCCGACCAUUUACGAGAAGUCGAAGUGCCUAUAAUAAAAUGCCAGCAUUGGGAAGACAGAAAUAGCGCAGAGAUUUGCGCAGGACUGAUGCAAGGAGGACGAGACGCUUGUCAAGGCGACAGUGGAGGUCCUUUGAUGUGCAGAAUGUCUGAACCAGACUCCGGCUGGUACAUCGGGGGGAUAGUAAGUCAUGGAAUAGGAUGCGGACGACGAAAUGAGCCUGGAGCGUACACAAAAGUUUCUCACUUUGUCGAUUGGAUAAACAGUAUCAUGAACAGUCGAAAAGCACCUGCGGCUUUAAAUCGACCGCGCACCGUUUGCCCGGGCUUCAGCUGUAAUCAACCCUACGCCCGCUGCCUCAUGGCCAGCAGACGCUGUGACCGAGUAGCGGACUGCCUUGAGGCCGAGGACGAGAUCAACUGUCCGUUCUUCACGAGUCUGUUGAAUAGUAUUCUUGGGCAGCCGCAGGAAAGUACUAGUACAGCAUCUACGAUUGGGACGCAGUGAGAGAGAUAAUACCCGGCUAAUAGCUAAUGUUCGUAAUUACUUAUAGGGAGAAGUUGCACUUGUGUGCUAUAUGGUAGAGAACUUUGAGAUUUUAAAUUUGAUGUAGCUCAGGAAAUGAUUUCUUGUGAUAAAUUGUCGAGGUCGUGUUGAGGCUAUUAGUAAGGCUUUUCAGCUAUUUUAUGCUCUUGAAACUUUCGCAGUGAAGUAUGCAAAGGGCUGUAGUAUACUUAAUUAACUUAAAUUAAGCGGUUUUAACUUAGUUGUUUCAUAGCUAUGAGUUACAAUUUGAAACAGAUAAAAAGAGAUAUCACUUUAAAGUAACUAAUUAUCACUUAGUUGUUCGAUGACUUUUCGGUAGGCGCAGAAGUUGCAGGCCUGCAAAUGAUGAAAUAAGUAUUAAGCCCUCCAGCACUACGGGAAGAUGAUCGAGAAUCUUCAAAAGCCACUUUUCACCAAAGAGUCUUUUCACUUUGAGCAUGCACGUCGCAUCAAACUUUAAAAAUAAUUUUUAACUUAAAAUCGCAUUGUAUAUUUGUAGGGAUCUCCUCUACUUCAUUGAAUCGAUAAGAUAUAUUAUAGGUAUCAUGUAACAAUCAA